Molecule: messenger RNA, 272 nt
Organism: Cylicostephanus goldi
Lineage: Eukaryota; Metazoa; Nematoda; Chromadorea; Rhabditida; Strongylidae
Source: the annotation of a GenBank genome assembly
AUGCGUAUUUGUUGUGAAAGUGUAAAUACUGAAGCGGACGAAGUCAGUGCAGUGCUAGGCAAGAAGACGUUGUUUCUGUCUACCCUUGCCGAUAAACCGAAGGAUGCAACAGAGAACGACCCUGACAAUUCGAUGAACUUACAGUUCCAGGAAAAAUACGGCAAUAUUGUAGCCCAUGUCUGGUACAACGACGGCUACAUGAUUGUAGGUUUCGAAAAGGGUUUUGUUGUAUGUAUCUCAGCUCAUCCAUCGGAAAUGGGACAGGUAUAAUC